This is a messenger RNA of Helobdella robusta, 998 nucleotides long. RefSeq lists its product as hypothetical. Lineage: Eukaryota; Metazoa; Annelida; Clitellata; Rhynchobdellida; Glossiphoniidae. The record is from RefSeq and is a predicted model, not a curated record. The transcript has 5 exons. Gene Ontology annotation, biological process: neuron differentiation; multicellular organism development; cell fate commitment. Bases 1 to 987 code for a protein of 328 amino acids. Gene Ontology annotation, molecular function: cytokine activity; frizzled binding. Gene Ontology annotation, cellular component: extracellular region.
AUGAACCUGGGCAUCGAGCAACAAAGAAUAUCACGAGACAUGAUCGCAUGCGAGAAGUUUCAAGGCUUCUCCUCUCAACAGCGCCGCAUGUGCUUCAUCUACUUGGACCACAUGCCAGCCCUAGCCAGGGGAGCAUACCUCGCCCUGCAGGAGUGCCAGCAUCAGUUCAGGGACCACAGGUGGAAUUGCACCGUAGCCAACUCCAGCCACAUAUACAGCCAUUUUGCUAACUUAGGCACGCCAGAGAUCGGCUUCGUGCACUCCAUCAUGUCUGCCUUCAUCGCCUCAUCACUUGCCAGGGCUUGUAAGGACGGUGAGUUGACGACGUGUGGCUGCAGCAGGAAGGACAGACCGAGGUCGUUGCCACAGGAUUGGUUGUGGGAGGGGUGCGGUGAUGACGUCAAUUACGGAAGGCUCUUCACUGAAAAGUUUGUCAAAGCACAUUACGACACAAACCCUUCAAAAUCAACCAGAGAGUACUUGAGUCAGAUCACUGAGAGGCACAAUGGCGAAGUUGGAAGCAGGACAGCUGUCAUGUAUGCCAGGCCUGUUUGCAAGUGUCAUGGCGUGUCUGGCUCCUGCAAUGUGAAGACCUGCUGGGAGGAAGUUGCUCCCAUCAGAGAGCUGGGCGAUCAUCUGAAAGCCAAGUACGAUGAAGCCAUUCCUGUGAGACCCAGCAAGAAAAUGAACAUCAUACGCAGGAAGAAUAAAAGUUCGAAAAAAUUAACGAAAUCUGACAUCGCCUACUUCAACCAGCCUCUGGACUACUGCGAGUUGAACUUGAAGAAGGGAUCGUUCGGAACCAAAGGUCGUUUCUGUAAUAAGACGAGUUCUGGGACUGACGGAUGCAGUCACAUGUGUUGUGGCAGGGGCUUCUAUUCUAAAAAGAUAACAGUGCACGAGCAAUGUCACUGCAAGUUUCGCUGGUGCUGUGAGGUCAAGUGCAAAGUUUGUGAAAAAAUUGUCGAUAUACACUGGUGCAAAUAAACAUUUUAGUU